This is a messenger RNA of Dama dama (fallow deer), 2645 nucleotides long. RefSeq names its product cation channel sperm associated 2 (gene CATSPER2). Gene Ontology annotation, biological process: monoatomic ion transport; flagellated sperm motility; sperm capacitation. The coding region runs from base 70 to 1656 and encodes 528 amino acids. The record is from RefSeq and is a predicted model, not a curated record. Gene Ontology annotation, molecular function: calcium-activated cation channel activity. NCBI's taxonomy places the organism in Eukaryota, Metazoa, Chordata, Mammalia, Artiodactyla, Cervidae. Gene Ontology annotation, cellular component: membrane; CatSper complex. The transcript is spliced from 13 exons.
CGAGGCAGCGAGCGCCGGGGCGACCCGGGCUGCGAAGGGGGGCCCGGGUCGCUGGCUGCUGCUGGGGACAUGGCCACUUAUCACCCAUCAGGACACAUGCAACUACCCCGGGCUGAUGCCAUUCGUUCCCGGCUCAUUGAUACUUUCUCUCUCAUCGAGCAUCUGCAAGGCUUGAGCCAAGCUGUGCCACGGCACACCAUCCGAGAGAUACUUGAUUCUUCCCGUCUGAAGAGUCUUAUGUUGGGAGAUCAACACCAGCUUGUGCGCUUCUCCAUAAAACCUCGUCAUGUAGAACGGAUUACACAUGCCCAGAGGCUAAUGAGCACCCUUCGAGUGCGAUGCAGCAAGAGGCCACCUCUUUCCUUAUGGGCUGGAUGGGUCCUUGAGCGUCCUAUCUUCAGAAACUUUAUCAUCUUCCUCAUCUUUUUGAAUACAAUUGUGCUGAUGGUUGAAAUAGAAUUGCUCGAAUCUGCAAAUACCCGAUUGGAGACACUGAAGCUGACUCUGGAGGUGGCAGCUUGGUUCAUCUUGCUUGUUUUCAUCUUGGAGAUCCUUCUUAUGUGGCUAUCCAGCUUUUUCCUCUUCUGGAAGAAUGCCUGGAACGUCUUUGACUUUGUGGUCACAGUAUUGUCCCUGAUGCCUGAGAUUGUGGUGCUGGCAGGGGUAACAAGCCAACCUGUAUGGCUCCAGUUGCUGAGGAUCUGCCGGGUGCUAAGGUCUCUUAAACUCUUUGCACGAUUCCAUCAAGUUCGAGUCAUCAUUUUGGCCCUGGUCAGGGCCCUCAAGAGCAUGACCUUCCUCCUGAUGUUGCUGCUCAUCUUCUUCUACAUUUUUGCCGUGGCUGGUGUCUACUUCUUCGAGAAUUACACCCGUUCACCUCGCCGGGACCUGGAGUAUCAUGAGUGCUUCUCGGACCUACUGAAUUCCAUAGUAACCGUGUUCAUUCUCUUCACCCUGGAUCACUGGUAUGCACUGCUUCAGGACACCUGGAAGGUGCCUGAGGUCAGUCGCGCCUUCAGCAGCAUCUAUGUCAUCCUCUGGUUGUUACUUGGUUCCAUUAUCUUUCGAAAUAUCAUAGUAGCCAUGAUGGUUACUAACUUCCAGAAUAUCAGGAAUGAGCUGAACGAGGAGAUGACACACCUGGAGGUCCAGUACAAAGCCGACAUAUUCAAGCGGCAGAUCAUCCAGAGGAGACAAAACCUAAUCCCUGAGGCACAGAGGUCAAGCAUUAGCAAACUGGAUGCCAGAGAUGCCAGUCAACGAGAGAGAGCUUCAGACUUAACAGAAGCUUCUAAACAAGAGUCUAAACAGAGUGCCACUAGAAAGGGUUCAGAAGCAUCUAAGUCAAUAACAAAGUCCUUGUCCAAAAGGGGAAAGUCUACAUCUUCCUUCUCUUCCUCCUCUUCAUCUUCCUCCUGCUCGUCUAUUUCUAGCUCCAGAUGUUAUGACCCUAUCGGUCAGCUGGACUGGGAGACUCACGUGCACCAGAAUCUGCCUGGGCUAAUGGACAUGGAUCAGGAUGAACGUGUUGUCUGGCCUAGAGAUUCACUCUUCCGGUAUUUUGAGUUGCUAGAAGAGCUUCAGUAUAACCUGGAGGAGCGUAAGCGGUUACAAGAGUUUGCAGUGCAGGCACUGAUGAACUUUGAAGACAAGUAAAGCUGACAGUGGAUGGCUUCACUAUUUUUGGCCAACAUAAAUGAAGGAAAUAGCUGGAAAUGUAGAAUUCAAAGUCUAAUAAAUCCUGUUGAUAACUGUGCAGUGAUCUGUCUCGGAGACAGAGGGGAUACUGAAACAAUAACAAGAUCAGGUGAAAGUUGGUUCAGAUGCUGCUGGGGGCCCCAGUUGUUGGCUUUCUACCCUUUCCACAGCUCCUGAGUCUCACUCUUCCCUUGGCAUUGUCACUAUAGCCCCCAUCUUUUCUGAAGCAUCUACUUCCUGCUAGAAUCCUAAUUUACCUCACUGGUGAGUACAGGUCCCUGGGGGUUGGGGGUGAGGAGACCCCAGAAGCUGUGAGUGUAACUAAUCGAAAACUCUUGUUGCCGUUGCUUUGGCCACCUGAUUCAAAGAGCCAACUCACUGGAAAAAGACUGUGAUGCUGGGAAAGACUGAAGGCAAAAGAAGGGGGUGACAGAGGAUGAAAUGGUUAGACAGCAUCACUGACUCCAGGGACAUGAAUUUGAGCAAACUGGGAGAUAGUGGGCAGGGAAGCCCAGUGCUGCAGUCCAUGGGGUCGAAAAGAGUUGGACGUGACUUAGCGACUCAACAGCAGCAACAGUCGUUCCCACUGCUACUCUAAGAACAUUGCUUCUCCUGUGCACCGUUAACUUUACUCAAAGUUUUAAUCAAAGUGUUUUCACCUGUUUCCAGGCCAAAACUGAGUCCCUUUUUUCCAUUGCUAUUUCUGAGGGCAUUGAGUCUACUCUGUAGGGGGCAGGGCAAAUCUGUAUGUCCCACAGAUUUUUAGUGUUAGAACAGACCUCAGAGUUAAUCUGUCUCCCGUCAAAGUAGCAAGACUUUACAGAACAUCACUGAAAGGGGGUUAUCCAAUGUUUGAUGUUUCUAGUUACUGGUAACAUUAUCUAGACAGGAUCCUGUUGGAUGACUCAAAUCUUUAGAAAUGUUUAUUAUUAAAAAUUCUAUCACUU